AUGGCCUUCCACCAGAGAUCCGCGAGCGUGCCCUCAAGCCCUCGCUCCAACAAAAGCAGCAUCGAGGAACAGCUGCAGAGUCUGAAGGCAAUGGUCUGCUCACCUUCAGCGACCGUCGAUGCCAUGGUUGAUGCUCUGACCAAGCUCGGGAGCAUCUACGGACGCAUCGACGAGCUCACUUGCAAGCCCAGCAGCCAGCGUCAGCAGAGGAAGGCGGUGGAGGAGGAGCUCGAGCUCUCUCUCGUCCUGCUCGACCUCUGCAACGCUAUGCAAGAGAGCUUGGCGGAGCUUAAGGCAAACGUCAUGGAGACACAGCUGGUUCUCAAGAGAGGAGACGAUGCGGCUGUUCAGGUCAAGGUUCAGUCCUACGCUCGCUUGGCCAAGAAGGCGCAGAAGCAGUUCAAGAAGAUCAGCAGCAGCAAGGCUGCUUCUGACAAGGAGUGCUGCAGGGUGAUCGAGCUGUUGGCUGAAGCGAGGGAGAUCGCUGUGGCAGUGCUCGAAUCGACAUUGCAUCUCCUGUCGAAGCAGAUUGCGGUGCCGAGUGCUAGCAAGUGGUCACUUGUAUCCAAGGCAUUACAGAAUAAAAGAGUUGUGUGUGAGGAUGAGCAAUUGCAGGCGUUGGAGUUGGACAUUGCGGCCCUUGAGAACGGAGUUGAAACUUUGUUCAGGAGAAUGAUCCAGAGCAGAGUUUCUCUUCUGAAUACUCUUAGCUUGUAGAGAGAUAAGGCACCAACCAACUCUGAUCCCUGUGAUUGGCGUCCGCCUUUUAGAGGAUUCGCUGAUCAUCCAAACAAUUUUGAUGUAUAUAUAUGAGAAAAAGUGUACAG
Phragmites australis (common reed) is the source of this 827-nucleotide messenger RNA. RefSeq lists its product as uncharacterized. The transcript has a single exon. The coding region runs from base 1 to 717 and encodes 238 amino acids. NCBI's taxonomy places the organism in Eukaryota, Viridiplantae, Streptophyta, Magnoliopsida, Poales, Poaceae. The record is from RefSeq and is a predicted model, not a curated record. Gene Ontology annotation, biological process: root development; shoot system development.